Molecule: messenger RNA, 14561 nt
Organism: Larimichthys crocea (large yellow croaker)
Lineage: Eukaryota; Metazoa; Chordata; Actinopteri; Sciaenidae
Gene: onecut2
Product: one cut homeobox 2
Exons: 3
Coding region: 315-1916 (533 amino acids)
Biological process (GO): regulation of transcription by RNA polymerase II
Cellular component (GO): nucleus
Molecular function (GO): DNA-binding transcription factor activity, RNA polymerase II-specific; RNA polymerase II cis-regulatory region sequence-specific DNA binding
Source: RefSeq, a predicted model, not a curated record
GGACCGUGGAGAGCUCCCGUCUGAGGAGCAGAGUAACGCAGGAGGAGGAGAGGGCUGGAUAUGGGGGAGCCACCGCACAGGCCCGUACGAUCGAGAUAAAAACAUUUUUUUUUUAAUGUGCACAUACCGGGGAAAAUACACAAAGAUACCGAGCUGGAGAGGCCUUAGGAGGAGGGGGAAACAACCGAGGAAGUGAAGGAAAAGGGGGAAUACGGCUGCUGACCCAUCCCGGCGCAUCAGGGGAGAAGCCGCGAGAGAAAGGAGAAGAAGGAGAGACAAUUCCGCUCGACCUGAUGGACUGAGAGGACAGAUGAAUGAAGACUGCCUACACUAACGCCUAUAGAUGCCUGGCCAAGGAUCUGGACGCUUACGCCAUGAACACGGACAUGACAAUGGACGGCAUUGGCAGCCUGCAUGGCGGGGUGUCGGUGAGCUCCGUGGUCUCUGAUGCGGAGCUGAUGAGCGGCCACAGCCCGCACCACGGCCGCGGAAGCUCGUCGGGGGGACACGGGGCGGCGGCGGCAGCGGCGGCGGCGGCGGCGUCCACCCUGCGGAUACACCAGGACCUGGCCGCCGCCGCCGCGUCAUCCCGCUCGGCCAUGGUGACCGGCAUGGCCACUAUACUGGACGGCAGCGGGGAGUACCGGCCCGAGCUGUCCCUGCCGCUGCACCACGCCAUGAGCGUGCCAUGCGACACAUCCUCUCCCGGGAUGGGGAUGAGCGGGACCUACACCACCUUAACCCCGCUGCAGCCGCUGCCCCCCAUCUCCACAGUGUCGGACAAGUUUCACCAUCAUCACCAUCACCACCACCACCAGCGGCUCUCCGGGAACGUGAGCGGAAGCUUCACCCUGAUGCGGGACGAGCGGGGGCUGCCGGGCAUGAACAACCUGUACAGCCCCUACCACAAGGACCACAUGUCCGGGAUGGGUCAGAGUCUAUCCCCGGUGCUGGGCAACGGCCUGGGCUCCAUACACAACACCCAGCAGGGUCUCCACAAUUACGGCACCACGACGCACGGAGGCCACGACAAGAUGCUGAACUUCGACGCACACCACACCGCCUCCAUGCUGGCCAGAGGGGACCACCACCAGCACCGAGGCCUCGGUGGCCCGGCGGCCGGGAUGAUGCCGCACCUGAACGGGAUGCACCACCCGGGCCACUCGGCCGUAUCCUCGGCGGGCCACCACCCCCACUCCCACCCCCACCUCCAGUCUCCAUCCCACGGGCCCGUGUUGGCUUCCACCAGGGAAAGACCGCCCUCCUCCUCGGGGACGCAGGGGGUGAACAGCUCGGGGCAGCUGGAGGAAAUCAACACCAAGGAGGUUGCUCAGAGGAUCACGGCGGAGCUGAAGAGAUACAGCAUCCCCCAGGCCAUCUUCGCCCAGAGAGUGCUGUGCCGCUCCCAGGGGACCCUGUCGGACCUCCUGAGGAACCCCAAACCCUGGAGUAAACUAAAGUCAGGCCGGGAGACCUUCAGGAGGAUGUGGAAAUGGCUGCAGGAGCCCGAGUUUCAGAGGAUGUCGGCCCUUAGACUGGCAGGUGGAAGUACCUCCAGGUACUCAGAGCUACCAGAGCUUCACGAUGAUCAACACAAGUCCAGUCAGAGCUGUGAGGAAAUGCCAGCGUGCAAACGCAAGGAGCAGGACACGGCAAAGGAGCGCAACAGCACGCCAAAGAAGUCGCGGCUGGUCUUCACCGACCUGCAGCGCCGCACCCUGCUGGCCAUCUUUAAGGAGAACAAGCGACCGUCCAAGGAGAUGCAGCUCACCAUCUCACAGCAGCUGGGCCUCGAACUCACCACCGUCAGCAACUUCUUCAUGAACGCCCGCCGCCGGAGCCUGGACAAAUGGACAGACGACGGAGCCAGCCCCGGCGGCCAAUCUUCGGCGUCCAGCACUUGUACCAAAGCGUGAUGAUAGCGAUAUCGAGGAGGGGGUAGGGAAGGGAAGCGACAGGGAUCGGGGGGGAUCUCGGGUGGGGUGGGUCGAUGAAGAUGUGAGGAGGGUUGGAGGGGGUCGAGGGCGCGGGUCGAAGUUUCGUCUGGUCGAAGCGAGGAGGAAAACCAAACUUUUUACAUUUUUUUGUUUGUUUGUCUGUUUCGCUUUUGUCGAGGGUGACAAACUGAGAGAGGGGCUGCUCACUGCGACGACUUGUUUGUAGCCUAACCGCCUUUUUGCAAAUUCAUUCUAAAUCCAUAAAGAAGCUGAAGGGUAAACUCACAUAUAACUCACCUAUAAAACAAAGAAACCUCACUGGGGGAAAAACACUUUUGAAUCAUAGACUUUCACUGCUGAUGUCUCCUUUAGGACAAUAAGCUGACACGCUAGCCCAAAUACCAAAGACUAGAAGACAAUGUAUGUUUUCUAUUAUGCAAUAUAAGCUAGGAACCAACCAACCAAACAAGAAACCAAUGAAAGCUUUAUGACUGCAGAAUGUGCUAGAAGCUCUGGGAUAGGAUGUUGUGGUAUUUUGACCCUCAAAUGUCCAAAGAUGACAAUGACGCAUCUAUUUGGGAAGUCCACAUUAUGAAGGUUUCAUAGCUGAAUUGUGGUUUUAAAACAAAAGGAGGUCAGGUCGUGCAGCUGAAGGUGAAGUUGGACUGCACAUUUUCUUUAACCAAACCAAAGAUGCAUGACUGGGCAUUUCUCGGUCAAAAGAAACCAUACCCAUGAUUGAGCGUCAAAAUUCAUUCUUGACCUUUGAAAUAAUUUGACGAAAUCUCACAAACACAGACCUUGGAUAGACUGUGCUUGGGAUGCUCACGUACAAUGAUUUAUUCAUUUAAAACAGUUGGUUGAGGGUUCACUGUUUUGUUCAAGUAAAUGGCUGGGUAAUAGAUGGAGUUAGGGUUAACCGUCAGGUUCACAAACACCAAAGUCAGUUCACUAGAAUCGAAGAGUUAGCUUCCAAACAGUUCUAUAUUCAUUUUAAACAUGAAACAUCUACAUGAAGUUGAUCUCUGGAAUAUAUAUGAUCAAGAUUGUAGAUGGAUUAUUAUUUUCUUUAAUUCCUAAUCAACCCCAAAAUGAUGAGAUUUCUGUCUUUUUUGUUUUGGACAAAACUCUUUAAUUUUACCAAAAAAAAGAGCAACAUGUAAUGAUUUGACUCCUUAAAGGGAACAAUGAGGAUUCCUAAAGCUAGGAAAAAUGGCUAAAUAUGCAAGCACAAACACACACACACACACAUACACACACAUACACACACACACACACACACACACACAAACAUUCACCAAGGCACACGCAGCUUUCCACAUAAUUUGAGCCAACAUGUAGAAUUACAAGCUUUCUCAGCAUACUUGGCGUUCAGAGGAGUAUUAGUUUAUUAUAGAUGAAUAUAUACAACAUACGUGAGCACAAUCUUGAAGCACAUUUUCUUUGCAAUAGAACCGGGGCUCUCUGCCAAGCCGAGUGGUCUUCGCAUCUUAGAAAACUCAGGAUACCAUUUUUUCUAAAAAGUGGCUGAAAUCCAUUCGGUCUGUCGUUACAAGCUGUAAUGUACAAAUGUACAAACACACACACACACACAGCAAAUACACUUGCUUUACAAAAACACAGACAACUUUAAAGAGUCAUUUCUGAAGGUUCCCCAAAAUUCCCACCUUGACCAAAACAUUGUCAGCAAAACCAAAGCUAAGCUGCAAGUUUACCCAGGCUUCACCCACCCAUCAUAUGUUAACAUGGUAACUCAUCCAUCAGUGCAGCGGUUUCCACCUAGCAUCUUAGCACUAACACAAUCUUUGUUUUCAAUUCGAACAAAGAUGCUGUUAACACUGCUGAUGACGAGAGCUGUAUCCGAAACAUUUUUAGGAAAUUGGUGGUCCAAAAGAUAGUGAACUGAAGGUAGAUUGGAAAUUUAAAGGCAUCAUGUUUAAUGCACAGACUCAAGCAAGCUUCUUCCCUACAGCUCUCUUUCAGAGACCAGCCUGGAUUUACACAAACAAAAAAGGCUUCCCCGCUGAGAUUUGUGUAAAGUCGAUUCCAUUCGGAGCAUAGCAUCCAGAGAAAUUCAAACAAUACAUAACAAAGCAUUAAAAAAGUUCAACAUGAUCCAUGUUUAAUCAAGAGCUUCUGGGCUUCCAGUAAAUCAGCACAAACCACAAAACACAUGCUGGUUUCUUGAGCCACUUCUGCCAGCGUUUUGUGAAAUGAGCACGGAAAGCACAAAACAAGAGGUAGUUUGACACUUAAGGCUUCCAUGUGGUGCAAACAUGUCCAACUCAUUCUGAAGGCAAAGGUGUUCCAAAUGACCACUUCCGCCCCAUCAUGGAGAGGGACGAGGUCCAAUGAAUCAUACAGGUGGGGGGAAAUGGUGCACACUUCUGGGACAGUCUCUCCUCAAUGAUAUUCAUGGUGUUGGACUUGGUUGUACACAUGAUAACUGAUAGGAGGAAGUAGCUGUGAGAAGAAGGAAAAGAGAUAGCUUGAGAGAAAAGUUCAAACCGUGCCUACUUUCACACCUCAGCACACCUGGUCAAUCACUUGUGAUUGUCAGAUUGUCUGUUUCAGAAAAUUACCAAAUCUUUCAGGCGCAGCUCUCCAGUUUUAUCGGAGGGAUGUAUAGUUAGUUUAGCUAACAUGAUCAAAACCCAAAUCCUUACCUUAGCCAAAACCCUAAUAUCUGAAGAUCUGGAAGAUCAAAAUCUUCUAGUGACAAGAGUGUCAAGAGUUUGCGCAUAUUACACAAACUUUUGACUGUGUUGGUUUAUCAUUGCUGAAGAAGUUCUUGGCUGAACCUUGCUCGAAGCCUUAGACUUUUACCUUUUGGUGUAAAUCCAGCUGUAGAACUAAGAUCCUUUUUGGAAACCGAUACUGCUGCCAUCAUAAAACCCCCAAAACAAACCACAAACUUUUAAAACACCUAGUAACAGACACAAACAACAGCAAAACCAGUUAACCGUCUGAACCUUCGGAGGACGAACUGUCCAGGCGGAUCAGGGCCUUUGUAAUAGUUAAAGAGGACAAUCUAAAGACGAUGCCUGGCAGGUCCGUCUCUUUCAGAGGGUCAGCGGCCUGGAAAACAGAAAGACAGGUAUCAACGCUGCAAACAAAUCAUUUUAAUAAAGUCAUAUUCAGACAACUCAACAAAAUCUUUGAGGACAAAACUUGAGAUGAAACUCAAAAUAUAAUUUAUUGGCAGCGUAGGAGAGUUGGAUGCUUGGUAAAAAGGACUGCAGACAGACAGAUGGACUGAGUUUCUCUGCGUGUCUGUCUGACUGUCUUUGUGUUCUUACAAACUUCACCAAGAAUCCAUCACUACCAAAUCCCACAACGCUCACUGAUUUUAGUUUGAUACCGUCACACUGUACAGCCUUUACACAUGAUGUAAAUACUAACGCACCCAAAAAACCUCAACCGCCACCACCUCCUACUCUGUUUAAACAGUCUUUACCAUCUGCAAUCACCUCAUCAAUCAUCUCUCACUCAAGCUAUCGAACCAAAAAAAGAAACAAAACCAAAGGAAAGGCGUCAGUCAGCAGCCCCUGCUCCUUAGAAACACCAGGCUGAGUACCGGCCUGGUUAGAGGCAAGCCAAAGGCUUUAAGAACGAUUUAAAAUAAAAAAUGGACACUUGAGACUUUUUCUAUUUAUUGACAAAUCGAAACCAAAGAAAACCUUUUUCUGCACCUAACUGUUCCAACAAACGGGAAAAAACUGAAGAUGGAAGAGAAUUAUUACCAAAAAAUGAGAACAAAAAAAAAACAAAAAAAAAAGAGUGGUGGCGACGAUGUCGAGGAUGGAGGACGACGACAACGAGAAGGAGGGAGGAUGUAAGGAAGGAUGACAUCAUGGGAGCGGAGAAGUAGCUUUGUUCUGCCUGAUGUUGCGUCAGGCCAUCUUUAAGGGGAAGUAAGUUGGGGACUGAAAAGGGUAAAACCACACGGGAAGGAGGGAAGGAACCAACGGAGGACGCCGUCGACCAUUUUCUUCCCUCCGGCCCCCCAAAAAAAGGCAGAACAUUAAUGUGUCUCUCACGGUUGAAGAGUGUCUUUAACGUGUGCCUAUGCAGUUUUUCAAAGUAAAAAAAUGGUUAAAAGAACAACAGAAACCUCAUCAGCUAACAAACCAAAGAUUCACCGUUAACUCCAGUAGCAGUUCUUCUCCCCCCGAAAAGGAAAAUCACAACUUUUGCUGACCAGCACACACCUACACCUGAAGAGGUGUGCUGUGGGUUUUUAAUAUUUUUCACAAGAAAUUUUACAGCUACAUCUGUUGUUGAGUUAGCAUGUAGGCUAAUAAGGCUUGUUUGCCCUUUAACCUUUAAGCGAGCAGCCUUUCCUUCAUCCCUCUACCUUUAUUAAACUUAGCAAGGAUGUCAAAUCACAAUUUCUUUCGGGAUAGCCAGUAUUCCGCUUGUAGGCUGGCGGAUAUCUACCCCACAGCAGACACUCACUUAGGUCUGUACAGUAUCUUUCAAAGCUAAACUGUAUAUAUCUGGUAUUUUGAGGUUGCUCAUUCCUCCGGCAUGGCGUCAACACAUGCAGCCAUUGUAGUAAUAAAUCCUUCACACCCACAAACUUGGCCACAAACUUCUGAUGGUCAAAAAGAGAAAAAUAUUUGGAAGUUUCUGAGAUGGCCACUGUUUUGUAUUUUUCUUUCCACCACCAUGAGUCAUUACUCCACAGGACAAAGUCUACCUCCAACAAUCUCCGGCAGUAGUAACAAAAGUUGCCAGACAACAGUAAAGGGUUGGUUUAUGUGAGUUUAUUUUCCCUGCUUUGCAUCCAUACAAUAUGACACAUUCGAGCUGGAAGCGUCGUGAAGAAACAUCAACCAGUCGUUGACUGUUUUUCCAAUGCUUCCAUCUUUGCUUCCACCAGGUCUGAGGAUUCAAACAAGCUACUUUUAUUCACGUUGAGCCGACUGUUGUCCGGCGCACUUACUACUGCGGAGAGAGUGACAAUGUAAUGCUAUGUGAAACGUACAGUGCAUACCAAAGAUUUUUUGCUGUACUAACAGUAGCACACUCACACCUUUUCGUUUUUUCCCCCCAUACCUCUUCAAGAGUCUAAAGCAGAUCUUGAAUCUGUGAUCUAGGGCGACCAGUUUGUUUAAGUCACUCAUAGUGUUGUUAACUCACCGUCUCGAAGUUAUGACUUUUCAACCCAAACUUAGUAGAAACCAACUCAGCCUGUUUUACAAAGGAAUCAAAUGGAUUCUUCAAAUUCAAAUUCAAUUUCUAAAUUUCAAUAUCAGCGACGUGACACCUAACCAAGCAAUUAAUCAGGGUGCAAUCCAGAGAAUCAAAGUCUGUUUAUUUGAGUCUUGGCUAACAAAAAAAAAAAAGCACUGCUAGUUUGGGUGGAAAGUUUUAAAAGGUGGACAAAAGUUAUCUAUCAUAACACCACAGUUUGUUAUAACCUGCAUUGCCAUGCUGGAGGAGGAGCCUCACAGAGAGAGCGACCACUGGACAUACUAACUGUCCACUGCUAACAACCCUAGUUAGCUUGUUCUUUAGGGGGGAGAAACCAUGCUGCUGCUCCAUAUAUACAACGACAAUAAAUGAAACAAAACCAAAAAAUACUACACCCGCUGAGAGAAACUGCUAAAAUAUCGGUCAAAUAGCUUUAUCCUUUAGUUUUCUCUCUCUCUUUCUGUAUGUAAAGCUUCUAGUCCAAAGAAAUCAUCCGCCCACCUGAACCUCCAUCCUGCUGACCACGCCCAACGGAGGGGUGUGGUUUACGGUUCAGGGAGUGGGCGGCCAUUUUCCAUUCCCACUUGCAGUUCUGUCUGGAUGUAACACAGGCUAAACCUGCCAAACCAAAAAAAAAAAAGAAUGGGUAUGAAACCAAAAAACUGUCCCAAAGAGGUUUUCAUUGCUUGUUUGUUUUAAGUACUUAAAAAAUUAUUUGCCAAUACUUAAGUGUCUACUAUUACGACUAUGUUCCUUCCUAGGUUUUUGCAAUAUGUGAUUUCUUUUUUUAUUUAAUGUAAUUUAUGUAAUUUUGCAAUUAAUUUAAGCGAACAAAUUUUGUUGCCAAAUCUCCCUCUGAACCCUUUUACCCUUGAUGAUGAUUAGCUUUUGCCAAAGUUUACAUUGUAUGUUCCCUUUUCUUUUUCUGUUCAAUGCUGUAUUUAUUUAUGAGGUGUUUUAGAACACACUAGUUUUGUACUCAAUAAUUUAAUGUUAUUUAAUUAGAUGUAAUUGUUUUUCGAUGAAUAUUUAUGAGUAUUUAAGAAUGUUAGUUGCAUCAAAGAUGCAGUGCUUAUGCCAGGCCUGUUAAUUUAUUCUUAGUUAGCUUUACUUUAAAAAGCAAAUGAAAUGUUGUUUUAUGAAUGUGUAGACUUAAUGACAGAACAAUGUAGGAAUGUCAGAUUAGACUCGCGUACUUCUGAAUGUCAACACUUGCUCUCACUGUCUAGCCAAUCUAGUUUUUUGUUUGUUUGUUUGUUUUUGUCCUGGUAAUGAUUUCUCUUUUUUUUUUCGAAAAUGAAAACAAUCUUUUUAUGAGAAAUAAUAGCCUACUGAAUGAUGAGCACUGCAUCUGUUUUUCUUUUUUCCUCCUUGUGAUUUUUAUGGCUAAUUUAUUGGUUGCUUUUCUUAAUUUCUUUGCAUCCUGCUAACCAUUGUUGAACAAGCAAUGAAUUUCAGACUGAUGUUCUAGUGACACUUGAUCAGGUGAAGUAAAGGUCCACACGUUGAUAUAAACUGACUCACCAAAGAUAACUGGAAUCCUUGAGAGGCCAAUAAACUGUGUGUUUACAUCCGCGCAGCUCAAACCCUGGUUAAGAUCUUAUUCGUACAUUUAAAAUAAUAUUUUUUUUUGCACAGCAGAAACUUUAAAGAGUAAAGUUAACACUAAAUCCACUUUUUUUGACUCAUUAAAUUACAUGUACAGUCACUUUAUUAAACUAUUGAUCCUUGUCCCAUUAGAGCAUUGCAACAGAAGUUGUUUUCCCAUUUCUAGAAGAAAUACAGUAAUUUUGUCAGGGUGUGUCAGGGAUUGCUUUCACAUCUUUUGCAUUCGUAAAGGAGCUAAAAUAGGGUGUUAAGUUUCCUGUGCACAACCAAGACAGUUUUUACUUACAAACGCAACAAGCUGUCAAAAACAUUUCGAUGAUCUCUGAAUUUUUGACUUGUUGCGAUCAGGAGAAAAAUACUUUCUUGAACUGUUUUGUUAAGUUGGAGACUUUUUUUUAGUUCUCUGUGUCAGAAUAAGAGCUUAUCCAGGUUAUUGUACACAAGACGUGGUGUUAACACACACCACCUCAACAGUAAAAUAUUUGUUACCAGGAUAUUGGGGUGUGUGUGUGUGUGUGUGCGUGUGUGUGACUGCGUGAAUGCAAACACACCGACUUGUUUCACUCGUUAGGAAGGAAAACUGAGGAGUCCCUUAAAGCUAGCUGCUUCCAAGACUGACUUCGUGUGUAUGUAAAAAGAAAAAAAAAACUUUCUAUUUCAAUAGUGAGAACCAGAGAGGCUACCUCACUGACUUUCCAUUUGUCCUUUUAAUCGUGUUGAUGAAACCAAAGAAACCAAAGAUUUUUGUCCUCUUCAGUACGGUCUGCGCUCAGCUCCAUGCUUUUGUGCUCUCUCUUCUUAAUGACGCCACAUUUUGUCUUCUUUUCUACUUUCUCCUUCCUCUUUCUCUCUUUUCCCUUCCCUCUCUCUCUUGGCCUUGCAUUGUCUCUUAUCCUCUAAAAGAAUAAGUGUGAAGGGGAAAGAGGCAGGUGUAGCAGGGUUCGCGAGCAGAAAUACACAAUUCUACAUUUUUUCUGCAACAAGUGUUAGAGCAGAGGCCGAUUGCAUUUCAAAUUCAGCAAUAUGACAAAGAAAAAAAGCUUCUGGAAAGAAAAAGAACCCCAAACUUAGAUGAAAAUGCUAGAGCUAGCUAGAAAGAUGAUCCAUACAAUGGGAAUGUGACAAGUAACUAAUGAAGAUCAAAUGUGGAACCGCUGAGGAAGAAAAGUCGAUUUUUAAAACCUCAGAAUGCUUCAAACCAGCUAGGUAGCACAGCAAAGACAAAAGUGUUCACACCGGCCACACUACUGCAAGAAAAGUCGGCUGUCACAGAAUUUUUAAAUUCUGCCACAGGAGAGGGAGUUGAUGAUGUCAUGUAAUGAUGCUAUAUCAUCUGACGAGCACUUUGUUUGAUGUGUGACAACACCUCCACACUUUGAGAUGCAAAAAUUCUGUUUUGCACUGAAACAUAAAAACUGUGGAUUCUUGAAGCCUCAAUGGUAGCUGAAGUUUUGUGGUGCUGACAGCAGACAAAGGUGCAGGAUGAAAGUUUCUUCAUUAGCUGAAAGUUUCCUCUGGGCUAUUUUUAUUUCCAACAACGUUGUCCCCUUUUUUCUACUUCACCCUAUCUUGUUAACAGUAAUUAGAUGACUGAUUGCUUUGUGCUGCGUGGCAACCACAGUGAUGCAACACUAGUCUGGCCCUUUGAGCUCAAGGCUGAACUUUUCUGUUUGAGCGGUGGGAAACUUCUUGCAGAGCUUUAUAAUUGUCUGAAAAGUCCAAUUCAAAGAAGAACCGUAUUGAGUCCUACCAGAAACUGCUUUUAGCUAAAUGCUAGCACAAAAACAUCACAAAGCCAAUACAAAAUGCUGAAGUUUAGAAAUGUUAUAGAAAGUUUGACCUGCUGCAUUAAAAGUAUGAGGAUCACCAACGUUCUGCCGACUUAUCCUGUGGAGACCUUGAAUAUCUGUCCCAAAUCUUACUGCUGUCCAUUUAAUACUUUUUUACAUAUUUCAAUCUUGACCAAUGUGAUAGACCAACCAACCGUCAAACCAAUAUUGAUACCCCUAGAGAUCUAUGGCACAAACAUGACCAUGGCUAAAAAUCCUCAAGCAGUACAUUUAACAGGACAUCCCAAAAAGCUCACAACAAUCCUCAGCUCUUGUUUCAGUGCAAAACGUCCUCAAAACACAAAUGAUGAAAAAAUCUGGAAAUCAAAAUCUGAAUUGCUGGGAAAGAUUGUGGUUCUGCUUUGUGUGUCCCACGAAUCCAAAAACACAGUACUCAAAUAUUCCACGGACCUUGUAGUGAUCACAUUUUAAGGCGAAGGAGUCACAUCUUGUGUUGCAAAGGGUGACAACACUUAGAAGACAUGCUACUGUCUAUGAAAUCAUUUCAUUCGAUUAAUGAAACACCAUCGACAAACAGCAAUAUGCAAGUAGGAUUAGUUGCCUGGGAUCUAUCAUCAAGCGGUGCCAUUUGGCUUCCCUUCUUCCCAGUGUUUAAAAAUUAAACAGGGAAGCCAAAUGACAACAAACCCGUGGCAUUUUCUGGUUACAGUCCAGGGUUGAGCCGGACAGACACCUGCUGUAGCACUUUGCUUUCCCAAACCAGGCCACUUCAAAAACAAAGACGUAGAGAGAGCUUUUGUUGCAAAGUACGAGAUAACCUUGGAUGAGUGCCUUGCUUGAACCAAAGCAAAGUCUAGAUCUUUCUAUUGUGCUGUAAACUUUCUAUUCCUGUGAAAAAAGAAAUACCUCUCUGAUUUCCUCUCCGAUUUCUGGUACUUUGCCAUGCAAUCAACACAAAGAAAUCCAGAGUGAAUUACCAAAGGCUUCCUGUUCUGUUCAACUCUUCUCUUCUCUCUUCUUUCUGAGCUGGGCUUCCACCGGAAAGGUCUGUUUUUUUUUUGUGUUUUUUUCAGUUCUUUGCAGCCCAGAUCUAAUCAUCUUCUCACAGCUGUCGAAUCUGAUUUUGCUGGUGUUUAUACACAGAUCUGAAAUGAUGAAACUGCAGCUGCAUUGACUGAAAAGUGUAGAAUACCAGAAAUGUCCUUUAAAAUAAUCCUAUGUUUGCUUAAAGCUUGUUUGAGCAGCACAAUGGAAUAGCUGAGAGUGAGAAACUUUUGGCUCUUUGACUUUCUGUAAAUACAGUAGGCCAAAAGGGACAAAAUUGUUUGGUUUUUCUCACCAUCACUAUUAAAUUGUUUCAUGAUAUGAUUAAGUAUCUCUGUAAAUAUUUGAACCUUUGGUGGAAAUGCAGCUCCUUCCUGUUUUCCUUUCUUCUCUUUCUUCAAAUGGUUGCAAAGCUUUAAAUGAUGAAAAAACAACAUGGAGACAAACUUCUGUGAGUUGUGCGCAGACCGUGCUCUCUUUACCAAACUGUUGCAGAUAUACCUCAUAGACACUAGUGUUAGGAUGAUGUUAUAAUAGCGUAUGUCAUAAAUUAUUCACUUGCUCUUCUUCCCUUUUUUUAUUUUUUUUGGUAACUGUAACUUUAAAAAGAAAGAAACAAAUGUGGUUAAAAAAGCUUUACACAUUUUUAAGUUGUGAUUUUUUUUUUUGUAAUAGUUUAAAAGGUGCGCUAAAACCAAAAAUGAAAAAUGCUUGUCGUCUUCUAUGCUCUCUUUCUUGUUGAUGUAUUACUGUUUCCUCUCUGUCCCAUCUGCCGAGGAUCGAGAGAUUUAUAAUUUUGUUUUAUUUUUUAUUUUUUGGUCUCUGGUUCUUUUAUAGGGGUCAUUGUCCCCUCAUGUGGAUAUUUUUGGGAUUGGGAACAUUGUUGGAAUGAUGCCAGAAUUGACUUGUUUCAGCCCAGAAUAAUACCGGCUUCUUUGAUCCAUCGAUUUCAUUUUAAAUCCAGCCACGUCUCACUUUAUUUUUAUGCAUCUAUUUUUGAAUACUUGUUUUGGUGUCUUUCUCUUCCUGUGUUCUAAUGCUAGCAUCGCAUUAUCCAUACAGCAGUGCUAUACCCCCAGAUUUUAUGCAUGAGUAUAUUUACAAUUAGCUAGUAAUGCAUUGUGAUUAUUAUUAUCAUCCUCUCAUUUCAUUUCCAAAGCUCAGACAGAACUUUAAGUUGCAUUAAUAUGACCACUGACCUGCUGAUAUAAAACUUGCUAGCAUGUUUCCUUUCCAAUCAAAUUCAGAGGGUGAAGCGUCAGCAUCGAUGAUACCGAUAGUUUAGUUUACGGGUACAUUUGUUAACUAAUUUGGACCCCGCCAUUCCUGUGACAGUGCCAGUGAGAUGGUUCUGACUGAAUUUAAAGUGAGAAAGGAAAAGAUUGUUAGUCGAUGAAUGACAGUAACUGCUGGCACUCUUCAGACACAACAUGGCUCAGCUCUGAUCUGCUUUAAUUUUUGCCCAUUCAAGCUUUGUCCAGAGUCAUUCCUGUACAUACCAGCUCCUGAACCUGAAAAUUCCAAAUAGGUUUAAUCAAUCAACAGUCUGCAAUCAAACAACACAAAAAAGAGAACAAAUGGGCCAGAGAACAAUUUCUCAUCUGGAUUUAAGUUACGUCAGCAUCCAACCAAAAAAACAAGAACAUUUUUACUGGCAAGAACAAGAGAGAACAAAUCACAAAUGGCCCUCAGCAACUCAGUUAGCUUUAUUAAAAUGAAAAGAAUGAUCAGAAAAAAAAAUGAUGCUAAAGUUAAAUCAGUGUUUAAGUGGGGCUGAAUUUUUAAGAUCAACAAGCUUAACCAAAGGCCAAAAUGAAUCCAUCAGUGUUUUUCUGUUUGUAUUAAAGCUAAUGCAGUGUUAGUUAAAGAGAACUAGUGUAGGUUAGAGAGCACUUCAGUCUUGUCUUGUCUUGUCUUGUCUUCCAUAAGUGGUUAGCUUCAGAGCAUCAAACAACAUCUGAACUUGUGUUUUUAUGAUUGGAAUAUAUUUUGAAAAUUAAAUAAAUGGACUUACAAUUUGCAAGGUUUCCAGAUGAAUUUGAGGACAAAGACUAAUGCACUAAUUUAAAUAAUCAACAUCUGAAGCAGCCAUCUGGCACAGUCGCUCAUGGUAAACUUCUUUCACGCUUCAUUUCUAGACCUUUCUGUUGAUAAAUGAUUGUAGCCUAAUGUCUAGAUGUCAGUGUCAGUGUAAGAUCAUCCACAGGGCUGCAACAGAAAUAUAUCUGACAACAUUACAGUCAUGCUGUGACUAAAGUAGCUUAACUGAGGAACACCUGUAGUCCUGUAAGAUGAUAUUUUUUAAGAUAUUAACUUACAUAAUCAUCAGAAUGUUUCAGAACCUCUGGGGCUCCGUACUUAACAAAUCAGAUUAAAUCAAUAUAUAUACAGUAUGUAUGCAUUCAACUGCAUUUCCCACUUAAAGUUACAGAGAGGAGAAAACAAAAAGGGUUUUGAUUCUGACAUCAGCAACCACGACAGUGAGGCGCCAAAGGUCAAAGUGGCAGAUUUGUUCAGUUUAUGAACAAAAUCACAAUCAGUCCACUUUUUCAGUUACUGUGGGCAUCUGAAGGCUUCACAACAGGCUUCUCCUGAGCUCAACAUGAUCAAUCAUUCACACUGUUUCCUCCCCAAAACAUCCAGAAUUGUUUCACUCUGCCGCCAAAAAAACCCCUCACCUAACCCCAAACAAUAUUUCAUUCCUUUCCGUUGAUUGACUCUUUUUCUCUUUUCUUUUUCUUUCUCUCUUUUUUUUUCUUUCAUGGUUGUCAUUCAGUAAUCAAAAAUCAAAUGAUGCAUUUUUAUUUUCUACAUUUGGUUGGAACAGAAAAAGAGAAGUGACUAAAAACUUGUGGUGUGGAAUAAAACGAUGAUCAAACAUGAAGGAGACAUUUGAAGAAUUAAUGUUGUUCCACUCUAUGUAUAAAAGAAGAAAAAAAAAGUCAAUAAAUAAAUCACAAUGGUCUUAUCCAUGUACAACUUA